Molecule: messenger RNA, 1008 nt
Organism: Elgaria multicarinata webbii
Lineage: Eukaryota; Metazoa; Chordata; Lepidosauria; Squamata; Anguidae
Gene: PRRX2
Product: paired related homeobox 2
Exons: 4
Coding region: 1-750 (249 amino acids)
Biological process (GO): regulation of transcription by RNA polymerase II
Cellular component (GO): nucleus
Molecular function (GO): RNA polymerase II cis-regulatory region sequence-specific DNA binding; DNA-binding transcription factor activity, RNA polymerase II-specific
Source: RefSeq, a predicted model, not a curated record
AUGGAAACGGUGGCGGCUUACGGCAUGGAUAAGCAAUUCGCCCCUAACGCGGUGCGGAUUUUGGAUCCUCCAGACAACCCCCAGGCUAGGAAAAACUUCAGCGUCAGUCACCUUUUGGAUCUAGAGGAAGUCGCCGCCGGCAUGAACGGAGCCAAAGAACCCGGCCCGGAGGCGAGGGAAAGCGGCAAAGGGGCGCAGGAGCAGUCCGGGGGCAGCAGCGGUAGUGAAGGCGGCGCGCUUCGGGAAGGCGAGAGCUCGAGCCCGACCCGCAGCUCCUCCAAGCGGAAGAAGAAGCAACGGAGAAACCGCACCACGUUCAACAGCAGCCAACUCCAGGCUCUGGAGAGGGUCUUUGAGAGGACGCACUACCCCGACGCCUUUGUCCGGGAGGAACUAGCGCGGAGGGUCAGCCUUAGCGAAGCCAGAGUCCAGGUAUGGUUUCAGAACCGGAGGGCCAAAUUCCGCCGUAACGAGAGAGCCAUGCUCGCCAACAGGUCGGCGUCGCUCCUGAAAUCCUACAGCCAAGAUGCAGCCAUAGAACAGCCCAUGGCUCCCCGACCCACCACCCUGAGCCCAGAUUAUCUCUCCUGGUCAACCACCUCCCCAUACAGCAACACAGUGCCUUCGUACGGUUCCAGCGGCCCGCCGGCGCCCGCCCAAGGCGUCAACAUGGCCAACAGCAUCGCCAGCUUACGCCUCAAAGCCAAAGAGUUCAGCCUGCAUCAGAACCAGGUGCCCACCGUGAACUGAUAGGACGUGGGCUUCUUGCCUCUAUCUUUCCUCUUCUACCUGGAUUGCUAGCUCCACCCAUGUCCAGUCCACACCUCUGGGCAAACAAGACCUCAGUGAUUCGAACGCCAGCUCUGCUCUGCAAUCUCUCUCUCUCUCUCUCUCUCUCUUUCACUCUUGUUCACCCCCCCUUCUUGAAGGCAGAGAGAGUUUCGACAAACUACAGAAGGCACCGUUUUCCACCUCUUCGAACCAACGAGAAAUCCUCUUUCUUAAAAA